AUGCUCAUAUUUCAGAACGCACAACAUUAUUUCAAUUUUUUUCGCAACUUUAAUGGUUGCUAUACGGAUAAUAAAUUAUUGAAAUUUUUUUUCAAAAAGAGUUAUAACAAUUGGUUUAAUGAUCCAAGUCAAUAUAAUUAUUAUUUUAUAUCUUACUAUGCUGUAGCACUUUCAAUGUGUAUUAUGUUACGUAAUUUAUUAUUUAAUCCUGAUGUACAUUUUAGAAGACAAGAUAAAAGAAGAAAUAUAAUUGACAGAUAUCAACAUCAUGCAUAUUCACUUCCAUAUUUUAAUCACUGGUUAAGAAAUUUUAGUCAAUCAUUUAAAAGUUCUCUUAUUGAUAAUGAACCAGAUUAUCAAGAUAUAGACCCUUGGUCUUUCCGACCUAAUCGAAAUCAAUUUUAUGGAAGAUUCCCAUUCUUUUUUGAAAUACCAAAGUAUCAUAUUGAUAACCCAUCAUUUGAUAAAAACUCACAUAAGUAUAUGCAAAAUUAUUAUGAACAAAUUGGAUAUGUACAAAAACCAGAAACCAUGCAAGUUUAA
Messenger RNA from Plasmodium adleri (nom. inval.), 543 nucleotides. Its product is annotated as conserved Plasmodium protein, unknown function. The record is from RefSeq and is a predicted model, not a curated record. Bases 1 to 543 code for a protein of 180 amino acids. The transcript has a single exon. Lineage: Eukaryota; Apicomplexa; Aconoidasida; Haemosporida; Plasmodiidae.